Hyalella azteca is the source of this 4166-nucleotide messenger RNA. RefSeq names its product zinc finger protein 90-like. Gene Ontology annotation, cellular component: nucleus. Gene Ontology annotation, molecular function: RNA polymerase II transcription regulatory region sequence-specific DNA binding; DNA-binding transcription factor activity, RNA polymerase II-specific. The record is from RefSeq and is a predicted model, not a curated record. Bases 2757 to 4166 code for a protein of 469 amino acids. Gene Ontology annotation, biological process: regulation of transcription by RNA polymerase II. NCBI's taxonomy places the organism in Eukaryota, Metazoa, Arthropoda, Malacostraca, Amphipoda, Hyalellidae. The transcript has 5 exons.
AUAGGACCUGUCUUACCUGCUGUAGGAUGCAGCACUCUCAGGAUAUAGGACCUGUCUUACCUGCUGUAGGAUGCAGCACUCUCAGGAUAUAGGACCUGUCUUACCUGCUGUAGGAUGCAGCACUCUCAGGAUAUAGGACCUGUCUUACCUGCUGUAGGAUGCAGCACUCUCAGGAUAUAGGACCUGUCUUACCUGCUGUAGGAUGCAGCACUCUCAGGAUAUAGGACCUGUCUUACCUGCUGUAGGAUGCAGCACUCUCAGGAUAUAGGACCUGUCUUACCUGCUGUAGGAUGCAGCACUCUCAGGAUAUAGGACCUGUCUUACCUGCUGUAGGAUGCAGCACUCUCAGGAUAUAGGACCUGUCUUACCUGCUGUAGGAUGCAGCACUCUCAGGAUAUAGGACCUGUCUUACCUGCUGUAGGAUGCAGCACUCUCAGGAUAUAGGACCUGUCUUACCUGCUGUAGGAUGCAGCACUCUCAGGAUAUAGGACCUGUCUUACCUGCUGUAGGAUGCAGCACUCUCAGGAUAUAGGACCUGUCUUACCUGCUGUAGGAUGCAGCACUCUCAGGAUAUAGGACCUGUCUUACCUGCUGUAGGAUGCAGCACUCUCAGGAUAUAGGACCUGUCUUACCUGCUGUAGGAUGCAGCACUCUCAGGAUAUAGGACCUGUCUUACCUGCUGUAGGAUGCAGCACUCUCAGGAUAUAGGACCUGUCUUACCUGCUGUAGGAUGCAGCACUCUCAGGAUAUAGGACCUGUCUUACCUGCUGUAGGAUGCAGCACUCUCAGGAUAUAGGACCUGUCUUACCUGCUGUAGGAUGCAGCACUCUCAGGAUAUAGGACCUGUCUUACCUGCUGUAGGAUGCAGCACUCUCAGGAUAUAGGACCUGUCUUACCUGCUGUAGGAUGCAGCACUCUCAGGAUAUAGGACCUGUCUUACCUGCUGUAGGCCCGGCGCUCGGCACAUUCAAGUGCAGGACGAUCAAUAUUAUCUUGCUGUGUAGGAUGCCAGCCUGCAUUCUGCAGGAUGUAGCCAAUAGAUGUUAUGCGGUCUAUUCUUUAGUGGCCGCCGAACUAAGGUCAUUCCCGUACUUCUCAUUAGGCACACAAGCGUGUUUGUCCAUUUUUACCAUAACUUGUGGAAUUUUUGUGUUUGUUUGAACCGAUAAUUCCGUUGUAUAUUACGGAUGGAUGGUCACUCUGUCGUUUGGAUUUUAAAGCGUUAUAUGCUCAACUCUGAUGCAGUUCUCAAUGCAUUCAUAAACAACUUUUUCCGCCUAACAAUUUAAUGCAACUAAAUCUGGAAAUAUCUCUACGCUCUUUAGUUAUAUAAUACUUGAUACUAAAUUGACGAUUAUUGUUAUCGGAUUAAUUAGAGAUGUACAAGAUUACUGAAGAAAACUAAAGCGUCAGCCCUUGGUUCAUUACUGCUCAAUGCUCAUGUCUUAUUGUUCAUAAAUUUUAUUGCAUAUGUUACAUAUAUUUUCUACAACCUGUGCAUACUCGUUAAUUAUAUUAUCGAUUAAGAUAUUUUGAUUUGUGUGAUGCAUUUGAUUUCACAUCUCGUUUGUCGAAUCGCGUAUGGGCGGACCUGAGGCAAGCAAGCUAUAGCUAAAAUAUUCUCUACCAGGCAAACGACGUUGAGUCAAUGUUGACUGAACGUUGCUUCAACUUAGUUUGCCUGGUGAGUCCAAUUAUUCGUACUCCGUCUCUGUUAGAGCAAGCUUGCUGCUUAGGGGUGUCUAGCCACGGGCUCUAGUAGUCUGAUGCUCUACAGUAAUUUUGUAUCGGUGCAUUUAUUUUUCUGGAACGCGCAGCGACUAAGGAUUGUGCGCAUUACUUCGCUUCUUCAUAAUGUAGGAACAUAGUGCUGGUUAUUUGUUGCCAGAAUAUUUCAGACGACGGUCGUAGUUAAUGCUUAACAAUAUUUGCAAAACGUUUUGAAGAAUUUAGAGAAAAUAUAAAUUUCAAUCUGCUUUUGAAAUUUAAUAUUAUUACCUAAAUUAUAGGGAAACUGGCUUGGGUGCCAGUAGGAACUACCGCUACUGCGUCUCAAGACUAUACAUUUAACUAUGAGACUGCAGUUGGAUGUUCCAUUUAUGCUUGCUGACAUUUUGUGACGUUUCCAGUCUACCGUAUAUGCGACGGGACAUAAUUGAAAGUUUUCAGUUUAAACCUGCAUUGGUGCACCCAGCAUUUGGUUACAAAAUGUAUGACUAAGGUAGAAAAAACAAUAUCUCUGCUUUUGAUUUAUUAAGUGCACUCUUUAAGUCCACAUAGAAGUUGAUGCCAUUGCAUUCCUUAUGAAAUUUGUGCAUUUUUGCGAAAUCUUGUGCAAUAACAGGAAUAAUUAACCAUGAGCUGUAUUUAUACGUAAUGAUAAUGCAACUAUCUAACUUAAAAUAUUGCCUUUUUCUACAUCUUCGCAUGAGAAUAUUGUACGUUUUCCUGCAGAUGCGGAUUGAAGUUAACCUAAAAUUUCUGACGCAUUUUUGAAUGCCGUCCGAGUGUGUUUCCCCUCGGCCCUCAGUGAUGAUCUGAUACUCUAGUUCCGUUUCGAAUGCUGCAAUCAGUGCAGUGAGUAUUUGCACAAAAUCUUGUCAUUUUUCAAUCUCAAGAGCAACAAGACACGUGUGACAAGCAGAAAAUCUGCUGAACCAUACCCUUCACUACUCGCAUAUUUCUUUAAGAAGUCAACAGCUCAACCCACGCCGGCACCGCCAGCGCCUGGGCGCCAGCCGCCAAAGUCCUCGAGCAUGGAGUUAUCCACUUACAUGCCUUCUCUCACGGAAGGCUUGACUGCUGUGCAGAGUAUCACUGAAGCUCAUGAUGUUGCUGUCAAAGUAAAAUGUGAAGCAACUGCUGCCUGUUCUGUGCCUGCGCCAGAAAUAUGUGCAGUGUAUAUCAAGGAGGAGCUUAAGGAAGAUUGGGAUGACAUUUCAUUUAAAGAAGAACCAGUUUUUCCUGAAGAUGAUGAGCAUGGCAGGAAAAUCGAGUUCUGUACAUCCAAGAGAUCUUCAAAAAAUGUUGAGGCCAGUGAUGACCUGACUGCAAAUGAGAGAGUUAUUGAAGACACUGCUGAUGGUGAUGAAAUGUUAUCAUCUGAAGUUGUUACUGCAGAUGCUAAUGGCAGCAGAAAUUUGCUCACACCUUCAGUUGGCAGGAGUAAGCGGUCUAAACCUAAACCUAGUAAGGGGAAUGCUGCUGGCAUAAGUAAGCUCUCUCCAGCUGGAAGAGUUUCAGAAUUUGCUACUGAUGGUAGAGAAAAGCCUGCACUAAAAGGUACUGCAGGAGAUAUAACUUCAGUUGAUAGGCUAUCAUCAGCUAAGAAAGUUAGAAAAGAUUCAGCUGGUGGCAAGAACCUCUCUUCAUCUGGCAGAUUUACCAAAGAUCCUGUUACAAGUGCUGAAGUGCCAAAACUGGCAGAGCUUGUUGUAGGCACUGCUGACAGUUGUGAGUUGUGUGCACGUGCUGCAGCUGCUGAAGAGAUCAAUGGUAGUAAUGACAAUUCUGAAGCAUCCGGCACUAAGCCCUACAUGAAGCAGCAUUCAUCAAAGCAGAAUCUUAAUCUUCAGCAUUCAUCUACAUUAUAUCAUGAGUGCCCUGACUGUGAAUACCGUAGCAAAUUCAAGUAUCAACUUCAGCUUCAUAUCCUUGCUAAGCAUUCACUUGGGAAACUAUUCCAAUGUCCUGAUUGUCAAAAUGAAUAUUUCACCAAGAGGACAUUUAGACAUCAUAUUCUAUUGAAGCAUUCAUCUGAACAGCUAGAGCAUAGUGGCAACUCUCAAUCUUUGAGUGACAAGCAUUCAGAAGUCAGUCCUGAUAGUGUCAAUUUGCUUGCAACUAAAAAGCACUUGCAUUGCCCUAAGUGUGAGAAAACAUUUUUCUAUAAGACUGGCCUCAAGGAGCAUUAUAUAUUGAAGCAUACAGAAGAAAAGCCUUUUCAUUGUUCUGAAUGUGAUUUUGCUACUGUUAGUAGGUUAAGACUUUCUAAACAUAUGUUUCAAGACCACUCAUCUGGAGAAACUUUUCAAUGCUCUGAGUGUGAUUAUUCUAGUUUCAACAAAUAUUAUUUCAAGAAACAUUGUUUGUUCACACAUUCAACAGAAAAGCCUUUCCAGUGCUCUGAGUGUGACUUUGUUACCAAAUCUAAAGAGAAUGUGUAG